Molecule: messenger RNA, 1864 nt
Organism: Oryctolagus cuniculus (rabbit)
Lineage: Eukaryota; Metazoa; Chordata; Mammalia; Lagomorpha; Leporidae
Gene: CTSC
Product: cathepsin C
Biological process (GO): proteolysis
Molecular function (GO): cysteine-type peptidase activity
Source: RefSeq, a predicted model, not a curated record
GGUUUCCGGACCCCUGGCUAUUUCUAGGCGCGCGCGGCCCAGGCUGUGUUUCUGCGUACUCCAGGCGCUCCGGUGCCUGUUGGCGUCCCCGCUCCGGUGCAGGCUCUCGCCACCAUGGGUCCCGUGUGCAGUCUGCCGCUCGCCGCACUCUUGCUGUUCCUUUCCGGGGUCUGCACCGUGCUCUGCGACACGCCUGCCAACUGCACUUACCCCGACCUGUUAGGCACCUGGGUCUUCCAAGUGGGCCCUAGUGGUUCGCAGCGCGACAUCAACUGCUCGGUCAUGGGACCACCAGAAAAAAAAGUAGUAGUACACCUUAAGAAGUUGGAUACAGCAUACGAUGAACUUGGGAAUUCUGGCCAUUUCACCAUCAUUUACAACCAAGGCUUUGAGAUUGUGUUGAAAGACUACAAAUGGUUUGCCUUCUUUAAGUAUAAAGAAGAGGGCAGAAAGGUAACCAGUUACUGCCAUGAGACAAUGCCAGGAUGGGUGCAUGAUGUGCUGGGCCGAAACUGGGCUUGUUUUGUUGGAAAGAAGGUGGGAACCACCUCUGAGAAUGUGAACACGAACAUGGCACACUUUGGAAGUCCCCAGGAAAAGUACGCUAAUAGACUUUACAAAUAUGACCACAGCUUUGUGAAAGCUAUCAAUACCAUUCAAAAGUCUUGGACUGCAACGACAUAUACGGAAUAUGAGACUCUUACCCUCAGAGAUUUGAUGAGGAAAAGUGGUGGUCACAAUCAGAGAAUCUCAAGGCCCAAACCUGCACCACUGACUGCUGAAGUACAACAAAAGAGUUUAGAUUUGCCAGCAUCUUGGGACUGGAGAAAUGUUGGUGGUAUCAAUUUUGUUAGUCCUGUUCGAAACCAAGAAUCUUGUGGAAGCUGCUACUCAUUUGCUUCUGUGGGUAUGCUGGAAGCAAGAAUCCGUAUACUAACCAACAAUUCUCAGACCCCUAUCCUGAGUCCUCAGGAGAUUGUGUCUUGCAGCCAGUAUGCUCAAGGCUGUAAUGGUGGCUUCCCGUACCUCAUCGCAGGAAAGUAUGCCCAGGAUUUCGGUCUGGUGGAAGAAGACUGCUUCCCCUACACAGGCACUGAUUCUCCAUGCAAAAUGAAGGAGGAUUGCUUUCGUUACUACUCCUCCGAGUACCACUAUGUGGGCGGUUUCUAUGGGGGCUGCAAUGAAGCCCUGAUGAAGCUUGAGCUUGUCCAUCAUGGGCCCAUGGCUGUGGCUUUUGAGGUCUACGAUGACUUCCUGCACUACCACAAGGGGAUCUACCACCACACUGGUCUGAGAGACCCUUUCAACCCCUUUGAACUGACUAAUCACGCAGUUCUGCUUGUUGGCUAUGGCACUGACCCUGCCACUGGGGUGGAUUACUGGAUUGUUAAAAACAGCUGGGGCACCAGCUGGGGUGAGAAUGGCUACUUCCGCAUCCGAAGAGGAACGGACGAGUGUGCAAUUGAGAGCAUAGCAGUGGCAGCCACACCGAUUCCUAAAUUGUAGAGUAUACCUUCCAGUAUUUCAUACAAGUCACCCAUCAUAACAGGGGAUUGAUUUCAUAACAGACUUGACUUUUACAGCAGCGUUUUCAGAAACUUGCAUACAGAUUUCUAUGAAGAUUUUUGCUUUUAAAGUAAAACUACCUUUUAUUUUAAUAUACCUUCCCAUCAACCACUGUUCUACUUUUUCCUAAAUACUCGAGUGGUGGUGAGCUGUGAAGUAGUGGAUUUUGCUGAUAAUUUGUAAUUCAAACAGAUGUUAUAUUUUUAAAAAUCUAUAUGAAAUUACAGGCUUGUUUUUAAAUUGUAUAAAUCACAAGACAAUAUGCCAAUGAUUAUUAAAUUCUUAUAAUGCUUUUUUA